Penicillium macrosclerotiorum is the source of this 1416-nucleotide messenger RNA. Its product is annotated as FAD-linked oxidoreductase sor8. The record is from RefSeq and is a predicted model, not a curated record. The transcript is spliced from 2 exons. Lineage: Eukaryota; Fungi; Ascomycota; Eurotiomycetes; Eurotiales; Aspergillaceae. The coding region runs from base 1 to 1416 and encodes 471 amino acids. Gene Ontology annotation, molecular function: FAD binding; oxidoreductase activity.
AUGGAUCGACUAUGUCUGUGGAUUCUCCCUGCAGCUCUUUUCUGGUUGCAACAUGCUCGAGCCACGGGAGCAUUCACCUGCCGCUGCUUCCCUGGCGAACCCUGUUGGCCAUCAGCGCGGCAGUGGAGCGACUUCAACGCGACUCUCAAUGGCCGACUCAUAGCCACUGUACCCAUUAGCAGUGUGUGUCACACCAGGGGAGAGUUCGCUGCCUAUGACGAGCGGGCCUGCGCUGAUUUGAUCUCGAAUUGGCAGCGCCCUAUCACUCACUAUGCGACCAGCUCUUCACCCAUGGCCGCCUGGUUUGCCAAUUUUUCAUGUAGCCCGUUCCUAUCAGCAGAGACUCCCUGUACUGCGGACGCACUCCAGCGAUAUGCCGUCAAUGUCAGUGGGGUUGAGGAUGUCCAGAAGACGUUGCAAUUUGCCCGGGAGCAUAAUAUUCGCCUGGUCAUUCGCAAUACUGGUCAUGACUAUCUGGGCAAAUCGACCGCACCGGGUGCACUUGCUCUGUGGACCCAUCACCUGAAGGAAAUCCGCCAUCUCCACUAUACAUCCCCAAGUUACAACGGUUCUGCAAUGCGGCUGGGUGCAGGCGUCCAGGGCUUCGAGGGAAUGAUGGCGGCCUACACGCAAGGCAAGGUGAUUGUGACCGGAAACUGCGAGAGCGUUGGAGUGGUGGGUGGUUACACCCAAGGCGGGGGUCACGGUCAGCUUGCUUCGCAAUUUGGGCUGGCGGCAGAUCAGGUUCUGGAGUGGGAAGUGGUCACUGCAGCUGGGGAGCUGCUUAUAGCCUCGUCCACCGAUAAUUCCGAUCUAUUCUGGGCUUUGUCGGGAGGUGGAGGGGGCACAUUCGGGGUAGUCCUUGGUGUCACAGUCAAAACACACCCAGAAAUGGCUACUGCAUCAGCGACCCUGUCCUUCGGCGGACCUGGUGCAGUUCCAAGCAUUUUCUGGGAUAUUGUGAGGACAUUUGUUGUGAGCAUAACUCCGCUGAUCGACGCCGGCGCUGUUGGGAUUUGGGAAAUUAUGGGAUCGUCGUUCAGGUUGACUCCUAUCGCAUUACCCGGUGGCACCGUUCAGCAGCUACAAGAUGCCCUAGCGCCUACGCUUGUCCUUUUGCAGCAAUACAAUCUUACCCACGAAUACCAUAUCAAUAACUUCUCCACCUUUUGGGAAAGCUAUGGUGCAAUGAACCCACCCAGCAAUAUCACAGAGGCCCAGCUCGGCGGUCGAUUGAUACCUCGAAAAACUCUCGAAUCCAACCCGGACGGUCUGAUAUCAGCACUAAAGAGCAUUGCCGCCUUAGGCGUAGUAAUUUCGGGUGUCUCAUUGAACGUCUCUCGUGCCGCAUUACCAUACAAUGCUGUGAAUCCAGCCUGGCGUGAAGCUGCCAUCUCCGUUGUGCUUGGAACGUAG